Messenger RNA from Papilio machaon (common yellow swallowtail), 752 nucleotides. It is a transcript of the gene Spase25, whose product is annotated as signal peptidase complex subunit 2. The record is from RefSeq and is a predicted model, not a curated record. Gene Ontology annotation, biological process: protein targeting to ER. Bases 130 to 684 code for a protein of 184 amino acids. Gene Ontology annotation, cellular component: membrane; signal peptidase complex. The transcript is spliced from 5 exons. Lineage: Eukaryota; Metazoa; Arthropoda; Insecta; Lepidoptera; Papilionidae.
GACAUUUCAUUUACACAUUCACAUUUACACAUGAGUAAAUAUUAAUGUACCUAUCUUAACUAUAAUAAAUUUAAAAUAAAAUAAUUGGUCUUUUGCAAAUUUGUGACUGAAACUGUACAGUUAAUUGAGAUGGGUGAAACUAAUGAGGUCGUAAAAAUUAAUAAAUGGGAUGGUGCAGCGGCUAAAAAUGCCGUUGAUGAUGCAAUUAGAGAGGUAUUAACUGGAGAUCUGAAAUGCAAGGAAAGCUUCGCACUAAUUGAUGGACGUCUCUUUCUCUGUGCGCUGGCAGUCGGCGUGGCUCUGUACGCUCUGCUAUGGGAUUAUCUCUACCCAUUCCCUCAAUCCAGACUGGUGCUCAUCAUCUGUGUGUCUUCAUACUUCAUUCUCAUGGGAAUUUUGACACUGUACACUACAUUUAAAGAAAAAGGUAUAUUUGUUGUGGCCAAAGAGAAAGUCGGGAACACCACCAGGGUUUGGGAAGCAAGUUCUUAUGUGAAGAAGCACGACGAUAAAUACAACUUAAUCCUUGUGAUGCGUGAUUCAAAUGGAAAGUAUCGUGAAGCUUCUAUAAACAAAUCUUUUGCCAAUUACAUUGACACUAAUGGUACUGUGGUACAAAACUUGGUACUUAACGAGAUCACGAAACUCUACAAUUCACUCUCCUCUGAAAAGAAGGAGAAAUAAGUCUUAAGUGCACAAAUAUAUUGAAAAAGUUUAUUGUAAUUUUAUUGGAAUAAAUUGAAUCUGAAUUA